Molecule: messenger RNA, 5372 nt
Organism: Fundulus heteroclitus (mummichog)
Lineage: Eukaryota; Metazoa; Chordata; Actinopteri; Cyprinodontiformes; Fundulidae
Product: desmoplakin
Exons: 2
Coding region: 213-5138 (1641 amino acids)
Biological process (GO): intermediate filament cytoskeleton organization; cell-cell adhesion; wound healing
Cellular component (GO): plasma membrane; intercalated disc; intermediate filament
Molecular function (GO): structural molecule activity
Source: RefSeq, a predicted model, not a curated record
UUCCAUUUGGAUGUAAAAUAAUAUUCACAAGUCUCUUAUCGUAAAGGAAAUGUUUUGAAGUUUCAAACCCUUGGAGAGAUUCUUUGAGAGUAUCUUUGCAUGCUUGAGGCAGCCGUUUCUAUUUGAAUGUGAAUCUGUGGAUGACUCGUUUUUUUGCAUUGUAGAACAGGAGGGCUUUUGAAAGAGCAGAGGAUGCAAAAAGGACAGAGAGCAUGGAGGUCCAAAAAGUCAGAGGGGAUGUAGAGAUUAGUCAACUUAAGCAACGGAUCCAAGAGCAGGAGGUUUUGCUCACGGAAAGAGAAGCGCAGGUGGAGAAGUUGGAAGUAGAAGUAGAAACCCAAAGGAAGACCAUCGAGGAUUUAAACUUUCAGAAUGCAAAGCUUGAGCACGAUGUUAGCCAGUACCAGACUCAGUUAGACAUAGCGAUGAAGGACAAAGCUGCAACUGAGCAGGAAUUAAAGCACACCAAACUUCUAAUGGAGCAGUCGGAGGCCACCUGGUCUCUGACUCAGAGGAAACUGGAGGAGCUCUUAAAGAAAGAAAUCGACGCACAGAAGCCCGCUCCACACAGAAAGAUAAACGCAGCGGAAGAUGAUUUUAUAAUGGUAGAGGAGUUGCACAUUGAAGGUCCGGCUAAAAGCGUCGAUCAGACUGUGCAGCCUUUGGGAAUUGAGAGCCAGUCAGAACCAGACCUUGAAGGGUCUGAAGUUAGAAUGCAAGACGUUCUGCAGCAGAGACUGGACGAACUGUCUCAGGUCCAGAAAAAAGCUGAAAUGGCGGAGGAAAAAGCUCAAAGCUACAAAAAGCUUCUGGAUGACAGCAACAACAGACUGAAGAAACUGCAGAUGGACAUAGAGAGUGAGAGGGUCCAGACACGACAGAGGUCAGAGGAUUUUCACCAGGAAAUGCUGAACAUGAAAAGGUCCAUCUCUGAAUUUCAGGAAGAAAUCAGAUCCCUCCAGAGAGCCAAGUCCUCACUGGAGCAAAACUCCUUUUUCCAAAGCACUGAGGUAGAGGGCCUGAAAGAGCAGCUGAAGAUUACCCAAACGGAGCUGCAGAAAAAAAGCGCCAUUGAGCAGGAAAACUCCUACAAGAUUAACACCUUAGAGGAGGAGGUAGCUUCCAAACAGGCAGCUUUGGAUCAGCUGAAAAUAAAAUGCAACGACCUGAUGAAGACUAACAUCUCAUCUGAUGCCAACAUUCGAGGUCUUCAGAUCCAAACAGAGUCACUGGAAAAAGAGAGGUCAUUCUCUGAGCAAAGGAUAAAGUCUUUAAAGAGUGAGGCAGAGAGCUGGAGAGGACAGCUCCAAAGCUUGAAGGACGAAAACGUUGCGCUCAAGAGAAUUGAGCAGGAGCUGCAGGUCAAAUGCAAAAACCUCGAGGCAGAACUUGAGGACUGCGAGGCCAUCGCAUCCCGGCUGGAGAGGAAACUCGACGAGCAGAAGCAGAUGCAUUUAGAAGUGGAGCAGAAUGCCAAGAAGGUGAAAGCCAAACUUGACCGAGUUCUGAUGGAGGUUGAGAGCAAGGACCAACAAAUUCAAAUCCUAAGGUCACAGGUAGAGGGCGCUAAAUCACAGGUCCGAAUUAUCGAGGAGGAAUUGAACAAGAAGUCGCAGACCAUUUACGAGCUUCAAAUCAAACUGCAGGAACACAGUGAGGAAUCAAAGACCGCCGACGAUCUGCAGCAGAAGAUAAAAUCCCUUCAUGGAAAAAUCGUUAGCUACGAGAAAGAAACGACGAGUCUGAAAUCAGAGCUGCAAUCUGUGGUUGCAGAGAAAAAUUUAGCGAGUCAGAAAGUCCUCAUGCAGAAAGCGGAAAUCAACGAUCUGAACGAGAUGCUGAAGAAAAAGAAUGUGGAGCUGCAAAAUGAAUCCGAUGAGAAUCGGAAACAUCUGAGUAAGGCCAAAGCUUUGGAAGAGGAGCUUUUCAAACACAAGCACAGCUUUAAAGGAAUAACUAACAGCUCUGAGAAAGUUAUAGAAAACCUAAAGCAAGAAAUCUAUUCGCUUCAGAAUGACAAGGCGACAGCAGAAAGAAAGGUAGACAGCCUGAGUGUUAAGCUUUCAGAGUUUAGCUCUGCUCUGCAGAGAACAAAAGAGGAACUGGCUCAGGAGACCAAAGACAGAAAAUUGAAGGAAUCCAAGAUGAUUCUGCUGGAGACUGAGGUUCAGAAACUCAAUCUAAGUAUCAAAGACGCUACGUCCGGUUCCGACAUUUCCCGAUCAAAUCUGCAGCAUGAAAAUACAAUCCUGAAGAGGGAGAAAUCUGAGGCGCUGGAGAGAAACCUCUCUCUGGGAACCGAGCUCAGAACGCUAAAAGACAAGUUGCUGCGCGCCCAGACGGACGUGGAGAAAAAGCAGCGAGAAAACUCUGGCCUUCAGCUGAGGUCCCAGCAGCUGGAGGAACAAUUGGAGAAUUGUAAGAAGAUGCUGGAGGAGCUGAAGGGUAAACUUGAACUCCAGAAAGAGGGCUAUGAGAGGCAGCUGUCGCUUAUGCAGACGGAGAUCGAGAAAAAGAUGAUUCUGCUGCAGUCUGAGAUCGCAAAAGAAGGCCAGCAGUCACAAAGCAGAGACCUAGCAGAGAAGCUCAACAAGUGCUUCAAGCAAGACGUGAACCUGAUAAAAACUUUGCAGCACAUCAAAGUGGAAUCAGGGGAGCAGAUAGACAAAGAGCUGCAAAUCAAAAGGGAGAAAACGCAGCAAGAAACAACAAAGCUCGUGCAAGACUUGUUGAAAGCGAAGUCUGAAAUCGCUCAGCUUGAGGACGAUAAACUCAAACUCACCUCUAAAAUAAGCACGCUGCAAAGCCUUGGCAAUCAACAGUCAAAGGAGAGAGCAAAGCUCGAACAAAAUCUGGCAGACAGCGAGCGCAAACUGACACUGACAGAGAAGGAAGCAGGAUCCCUUCGAGAACAAAUAGAGCUGUACGGCAGAGAGGUCAAAAGCCUUCAGAAAACUCUGUCCACACUGGGAGGGGAGGUGAUGGAAACCGUUCGUCCGAACGUGGCCAAUAGCAGAGCCGAUCCGUUGAAGGCAGAUGCCACAACGGAGAAGAAAAUGACGGCCCACGUGACGGCCACGAAGAGCAGAAUGGACGAUGAAACCCUCAACAUAAAAGAGAUGGAGAAGACGAAGACAGUCCGCGCCUUCGAAGGAAUAAAGCAAGUCAAGGAAUGCGGCUCUCUUUAUGAAACCCCCAACAUUCAACCGAAAGAUCUCCAGCACAUCACCCACAAGAGUAAAAUGAGCUUCGAUCUUUCCAGCUCGGUCAAAGCUCACGGAUACAUGGCUCUGUGUGGGCCAACAGACCCGAGGCAGACUGAAAGCAGCGUCAGUAAGACCAGAACCUAUCAGAGCAGAGAAAACAAUGGAAGCGCAAACGCGUCUGAAAAGAGUACGGGAAAUGCUGCCGGGAAACUGGGCGCGGCCACUUCCCAGAAGCCCCGGGAGUCGAUUCGGAGGGCAGACGUUCAACACCUGAUCACACACAAUCUCCUGGAUGAGGGGGUUUUACGACAGCUGGAGAUGGGCCUGCUCACCGUUGAACAAGUGCAAGCGUCGCUCCCUCGGAACGCUGACAAACCGGCGACGGUCGCGGGAGUUUACGUCGAAUCGAGUAAGAAAAAGACAUCCUUCCUGGAAGCUGUCGAAAAGGGCUUCCUUGCAAAGACGUAUGCUCUUGAGUUCCUCGAGGCUCAGGCUGCGACGGGCACCCUUGUAGAUCUAGCGACAGGAGAAAGAGUCUCUGUUGCGGAGGCCCUGGAGAAAGGCAUCGUAGAUCUAAGCAUGAAAGAGAAACUGAUGGAGGCAGAGAAAGCCGUCUGCGGCUACAGCUGCAAGGGCAGGAAGCUGUCUGUCUUCCAGGCAAUGGAGGAGAGAGUUCUAGAUAGAUAUACGGGAAAGAAGAUGCUUGAGGUCCAGGUUGCCUCAGGGGGGUUGAUCAACCCAGAAACAGGCGCGAGAGUACCGACUUUAGCAGCGUUGCAUGAGGGUCUUCUGAGCAAAGAGACUCUGCAGAGUCUGUACGAUCCAGUGAGCAACCCUAAAGGUUUCCACAGCCCUGACACCGGGCAGAAGGCAUACUACGUUGAAAUACUCAAGACCUGCUUGUACGACGUCAACGGCGGUGUGUUUCUCGUCCCCUUUGGGGAGAGACGCUUAACAAACACAUCUCCCGUGAGCCCUCACAGAAUGUCGGUCGUCGACAGCGGCCGUGGAUCGGAAAUGUCGGUGUACGAAGCCUUCAAAGGAAAGCACAUCGACAAGAGAACGUACCUGUUCCUCUCCCAGCAGGAGAGCAGCUGGCAGGAAAACGUUCUGGUCGACCCGAGCGGAGCCCCGCGUCACUUCAUCGCCGACGCCAGGAGUGGCCGGCAGCUUUGCCUGGAGUCUGCGUUGAGUCAGAGGUGUCUUGAAAAAUUAGAGUUCGAAAGCUAUCGCAGUGGUCUCUUAAGCAUCUAUGAGAUUGCAGACGUCAUAUUUUCGCGAAGGGUGGUCGUGGAGGACGCGAACAGCACCAUCGCCGGUUUCUGGGACGUCAUUGGGAAGAAGAGGCUGUCGGUCCUCCAGGGCCUCCAGCAGGGCUUCACCGAUAGAGUGACGGCCUUACGACUCUUGGAGUCCCAGGCCUGCACCGGAGGAAUAUGCGACCCGUCGUCCGGGGAGAAACACGCCCUCUCUGACGCGCUCAGAACGGGUCUCUUAGACGAGGCUCUAAAACAGCAGCUCCAGCAGUUCGAAGCGGCAUUCAGUGGUAUUACCCACCCUCAGACCGGGAAGGUUUUGUCAGUUUUGCAGGCUGUUCAGGAAAAGCUCCUCCCGAAGGAUGUGGGUUUCCGCUGUGUGGAAUUCCAGCUUUUGACCGGCGGACUGAUAAAUCCUGAAACCAAGGGCAGAGUCGGCCUCGAAGAGGUGAUUCAAAGCAGCUCUGUGGACGCCGUUACGGCCACUCUGCUCAAAGACGAGAAGUUCCAGACGCAGAGCCUCACCUGUCCCAAGACAAAGAGACGGAUAACGUUCAGGGAGGCCCUGGAAAGGAGCGUGUUCGACUGCCACACCGGGCUGAGGUUACUGGAGGCCACAAAAGUUCAUGCGUUUGGAGCGAAAACAGCAUUUCAUUAUCUUUGUGCAUUUAAGUGAACAUGUUUUCCCUUUGUUGUUUGUUCACACCCAUGUUUUAUCGCUGUGUUGAAUGCAACUGAUUCUUCUUCUCCCUUUUUUUUCUUUUUUUUUGCCAAAUUAUGAAUAAUGAGCUUUUCUUAUCCGUAGCAGCGGUUGAUGCUUUGUCCAAAAAAGUCGACAGUUCUGUUGAAAGCCUGCCUGUUUUAAUUUUAGAGGUCUGUUGAUGAGGAGAAGCGAGAGCACGGUGAUAAA